Messenger RNA from Amoebophrya sp. A25, 192 nucleotides. Lineage: Eukaryota; Dinophyceae; Syndiniales; Amoebophryaceae. The record is from the annotation of a GenBank genome assembly.
GUGGCCUUGGUUCGAGCGCGGGGCAUGAGUAUGAGACAGAAAAAACAGACGUACGCGGGACAUCAGGCAGAAGACUCGAAGUCCAGCACCAAGGACGUCCGCGCCGACGAUGACGAGGACAAAAGCACAGUAUCAAGCUCCUUGUGGGUUUCAGCGGAAGAAGGGCUUACUGCUCCUGGUGGGUUAGAAGGA